Messenger RNA from Cataglyphis hispanica, 4276 nucleotides. RefSeq names its product ubiquitin-conjugating enzyme E2 H (gene UbcE2H). Gene Ontology annotation, molecular function: ubiquitin conjugating enzyme activity. Gene Ontology annotation, biological process: ubiquitin-dependent protein catabolic process; protein polyubiquitination. The transcript has 6 exons. Lineage: Eukaryota; Metazoa; Arthropoda; Insecta; Hymenoptera; Formicidae. The coding region runs from base 763 to 1326 and encodes 187 amino acids. The record is from RefSeq and is a predicted model, not a curated record. Gene Ontology annotation, cellular component: nucleus.
UCGGCCAGGCCAGGAGAGUCCAGUGUACAAGCGACGAGAACGGAAUCAGAUGGUGGCGAAGAUCGCGGAUUGAUAGGUCGCGGGGUGCAUGAGAGAGAGAGAGAGAGAGAGAGAGAAAGAAAGAACAGGCGUUUACGCGACGGUGGCUGGCAUAGGCUCUCUCUCUGGCAGGAGGACGGGAAUAUUUCUUUUCUGUGUACGCGUACGCGGAAGAUAGAGUUAACGAGGAAAAAAGGCGACAAAGAGAGAGAGAGGGAGAGACAAAGAGAGCGCGCGCGACAAGCCGCGAGUGAAACACGGCAGUCGACGAACGCGGACUCGUCAUCGACGACGGUAACGAAAUGAUCCUCUAGCUCCGUGCUUUCUGGCCUGGUCCACGCACAAAGGAAGGCCAACGACGAUAGGAAGGAGGUGGAGCAAGAGACGAAUCGUUUUCGUGUGUCGCUCAGUGUGCUGAAUAUAACGCUCCGUUUACAUUAUCGUCGGGGGACAGAAGUGCGCGUUGCCAGUGUUGGAGUACGGCCGCAGAGUGUGAAUUCUUUUCGCAAAAAAGAUAUCCGUGAGACAUUCAUCAGGGAGGCCCUCCCGGGGCACGGCAGACCGUUUGUCAGGCUCAGCUGAUCCACGCGCAGCGAGAGAAUCAAAAGGAGGACAAGGAGAAGGAAGAGGAGGAGGUGUGGUGGACGCUAACAGCAGCGCUGCGGGGCGAGGAAGGUCUCCUGCCGAACUCAGCAACGCGACGAUCGAGGAGCACCGAUAAAUAUGUCGUCCCCCAGCGCCGGCAAGCGACGUAUGGACACGGACGUUAUCAAACUAAUAGAAAGCAAACACGAGGUGACAAUCCUGGGAGGACUAAAUGAAUUCUCCGUCAAGUUCUACGGUCCACGAGGGACACCAUACGAAGGUGGAAUAUGGAAAGUAAGGGUUCAUUUGCCGGAGCACUAUCCUUUCAAAUCCCCUUCGAUUGGUUUCAUGAAUAAAGUCUAUCAUCCCAACAUUGAUGAAGUCUCAGGCACGGUGUGUCUAGAUGUUAUAAAUCAGGCUUGGACUGCCCUUUACGACCUGUCGAAUAUUUUCGAAUCUUUUCUGCCUCAGUUGUUAACAUAUCCCAAUCCAAUUGAUCCCCUGAACGGUGAUGCUGCCGCGAUGUAUCUUCAUAAACCAGAAGAAUAUAAGAAGAAAGUAGCGGAUUACGUCAGGAAGUACGCGACGGAGGAGGCGUUGAGGGACCAGGAGAACGGCGGCACCGGUAAUGGGAUGUCCUCCGAUAGCGAGUCCUCGAUGAGCGACUUCAGCGAGGACGAGGCGCAGGACAUGGAGUUGUAACCAAAUAUAUUACCAUCCGUACCCAUAUCCUUAAUCAUCUCGAUUCCCUGUAAGAUCCCCGAUCGGUCGUCCUACUACCAAAUAGAUGCUUACACCCCAGACUCCGAGCCUCACUUCUGGUGACGGCGACGAGCCCUUAUUACUUGUCGUUGCUCUCGUCGUCCGUCGCUCGUACAUAACCGGCUCGCGUCCCCUAAUAAACGAGACGGGGAGGGGAUUCUUAACUCUUUAUAAGAAUGAAAGCAACAGAAGCGAACGAGGUAGAAACGGAGAAUCGCAUACGGGGUUGUAUACUACGCGCUCUUCUAAUCGAGCGUAUUUUCGAAGAGCGUUUUCGAUCAUGAUGACCGAUGUCUCUUACAAUCGUUUGAAUUCUCUUGAGUUGAUUCCGUCAAUCGUUUGUUGCGUUCGAUUGCCGACGAUCAUGAAAUUAUAACGCGUCAGAUAAUGCGUAAUCUGUUCGCAUGAACGAAAUUUUUAGUCUUUGCAACACAGAAUCAAUUCUCUUUCUUCGAGUGCGGAGGAUAGAGAAAGUAAGAAAACGAAAAAGAGAGAAAAAGAGAAAACCCGUUACUAGAAUGUACGGGUUAUUUGCUGCCGGUUGAGAUCCGCAAUAUCGAUUCUCGAAAUUGCUCAUAUACAAUGCCUCGACAACCCUGGCAUUGAUCGGACGAUGCGUCAUCUACUAUGUUUAUAUCUACGAUGCAUUUCUGUGUGAAAAAUGACCGAAACACAAUAUUAUCGUAUACGACCAAGAAUUACACAGAAUAUAUUCGUCCGAUUAUGUUUUCCUCGUUUUUGAGAUUCUCUCGCCCUUGUUCAUUUCUCGUUUCUUCUUCCCAGUGCCGCAGAUGUGCUCAUCGUUGUGAUAUAUGAAUACACGUUAUCGAGAAAGAGAGAGAGAGAGAGAGAGAGAGAGAGAGAGAGAGAGAUAGAGAGAGAGGGAUAAAAUAAAGAAGCAUCGGAGAAAUGCGCCACGAAAAAUUUUAACAAGAUAAUUGAUCUAAUUUUAUAGCGAUUGCAUCUUCUCCACGGUUAACGACUCCUUUGCUUCUAUCUUAGACUGCGUUAGCAUCCAUUUAAAAAGAAAAAAAUAUAUUUCUGCAAAAAAAAUUACUAUUAGUCAUUAUUUAUUCUUCGCAUUUUUUAAACUUGAGAAAUACGUUAAAGAUUGCUUAGAGGAGAGAAAGAUAAAUUAUAUUUGUCACAUUUUUUUCUUUGCAAUUGAUAGAUCAGAAAAAAAAAUUACCGGUGCACAUGCCAAUUUUAUGGUUCUCCGUUAAGGCAGAUCUUUUGUUUAAACAACAGUGAGACACAUAAAAUGCGAUGGAGUAUGGGUACUAGCACCGUCUUCCUUUUUCCUGCCAUCACCAUUCCCAAACAUUUCCCUCGUAGGGCUUCGCAUCAGCGACCGAUCGCUACGUCGUCAUCGUCGGCGGAGAAAAGAUCGAAUCUGCCACACAAACGGCCGCACGACUGUGACAUGAACGAUGUCAGGAUAAUGCAGCCACCGUUCAAGACUGCGCGAUCGUGGAAUUAUUCCGGGAGAAUGAGUGCAAACGAGACUCUGAAUACGUUUCAAGCAUCCUCGGCGUCCUAUCUCGAACUGUGCGCAUCGGGCGGGCAAAAUGCGGAAGAGAUGCAAACAAACGAACCAGCAGGACCAUCUUCAUCGAUGUGUCCAUUCUUUGGAAGUGAAUUGUAAUCGGUCCCGAUGGGUGCGGAGCGGAUGCGACUCAACGAUCGCUCGCAAAAAAUUUUAAGUCAAUUUGUAUUAUUUUAAUCUCAUUGUUAUUUGAAUUAUAUUAUAGAUUUCAUUACAUAGAUUAAUGUUAUUAAUAGAAGGACGUAUAUAUUAAAUUAAAUUGGUUUGUUAUAAUAUUCUAAAGAAUAUUUAUAUUCUAUUAUUAUAUUCUGCUUUCGAAAUUGGGAUUAUCUUUGCGUUAAAGAAAAAAAGAAAGAAUAUCUAUUUCAACAGUCAUUCUGCUAUGCAGAUUAUGUUUUACUUUGAACAUUAAACUAAAGGAAAUGAAAUCAAAGAUCUCAGGGAAUUUUUGUUUGGGAAACAAAAAAUUUAUGGUUGUAGCAUCGCUGCGAGGUAAGAAAAACUCUGUACAAGAAAUGGAAAGCACAUGAGGAAAAAACAAUUUAUUUUUUAUGAUUGACGAUAUAUCAGCGAAUUUUUUGAAUUUUCAAAAAGAACCAAAUAGAGUAAAGAAUUGUGUUUGGCAGUAUAGGAAAAUUGUAAAAAAAGUUACGAGAAUAUAAAAUUGUACAAACUUUAAUGCACAAUAAUCUUUGAUCAAUGAUAUCUCGUUUCAAACUGAUCUCCCUCCUUUGCAUGAUUUACGUGUAUGCAAUGCGAUUACAACUAUACGUAAGUAUAGACAUUAUAUUUCAGUGCCUUCUCAGGCAGAAAAGCGUGCCUUAUUAUAUGGGUCUUCUGUGAAAAAAAAAAUUGCAUUGGAAUAUAUAAGUGCAUACGACGAGCAUUUAACGUAUUAACGAAACUGUGAAUAAAAUUGAUUAUUUUAAGAGCAUUGCAACUAAUAUAAUGUGUUUAUAAGACGUUUACUUUCGAAAUUAUGGAUAAAUGUGUUGAAAGCAAUUAGCUUUAUACAUACAAUAAUUUGAUAAUAAUUGAAAUGUUAACUGCGAAAACAUAAAAUGCGAAAUGUAAAACAUAAUUGAAAAAAAAGAGAAAAAGUGCGUAAGGAAAUGUGAAAACAUUUGAUAAAAUGAUCAUCGAUUUUCAGAAUUUGGUUAGAUACACUUUUGGUCGCUCCAUCUCUCUCUCUCUUUCUAUUUCUCUUUAUCGAAUUGAUAUCUAAUAAUUUAUAUUCCACAAUAAUUACAAUAUUCGCGCCAGCAUAUAGAUCAUAAAUGCAGUAAUUACAGCAAUUAAAUUAAAAUGUAUAUAGCAAAAUAAAAAUUACAGUUUUUUAAUCAA